UUUUAUAAAUUAAUUUAUUUUUAGUAAAAAGUUAAUUUAAUAUGUCCCGGAUGAGUUCUGAGUGCAUAAACAAACCCCACCAUAUAUACAUUGUCAAAUCUUAGAGAGAGAACGAAAGGGUUCUGGAGACAGAGAUAGCACGCUAAUGGCGCCAGAAAUUGUUCUUCAAUUGGCGCUCCUAACCCUAGCGUUAGCAAUGUUCUUCGCGAUCCACAGGCUCUCCAAAGGAGCCCUAACCAAGCUCAGAACCAAGCACCGAGCAACCCUCCUGUCCAACCGCCACUUCGUCCAAGGGUCCCAUCUUCUGGAUCGGGCGCGAUCCACACCCCACCGGAUCCAAUCCUUGACCCACGCCAAGUCAGCUCUGCUCGAAGCCGAGAAGGCCGUCUCGCUCUCCCCGAAGGACCCGGCGCCUCACAUCCUCAAAGCCAUGGCUCUGGACCUCCUCGGCCACAAGACCUCCGCGCUCAGAUCGCUGGACCUAGCCUUGUCCUCCCCGCGCGUGAGGUCAAUCGUCGGGAAGGAGCGCGGGGACGCGCUGGUGAAGAGGGCAGAGUUGAAGCUGGGGAUGAAUCGGAAGCGACGAGUCGACUCGGCGGUGGAGGACCUGGUGGAGGCGGUGAGGUUGAGCGGGAAUAGCAACAUGAGGGCGUAUUGUUUGCUAGGAGAAUGUUACGAGUGGAAAGGAAGAAAAGAGGAGGCCAGGGAGGCAUUCGAAAACGCCUUAAGGGUCCAGCCUGAUUCGGUCGCGGCUCGCCAUGCCUUGGAUCGUUUGAGCAUGGAGAAGUGGUGUUUGAUGUUUUUCGAUGACCCGCGACUAUCACGCGUCCCACCGUGGGGUCUCUAAGGUACUGAUCUUAUCGAAAGUUUCGUCAAAAGGAGUAGCACGUGAUCCACACGCGUGGGUCAAAGUUCGCACGUGGUCUUCACGCGCCACCACACAGUGGGCACUAUUGCUGCCACAUGCGGCAUUUCUGGGGUCAACGAUCUCAAUAGCUUCAGGAUCGACGAUCCAACACACUCCUAGUGUGGAACGUGUCCUUCAAGUGCCAUUAUAGCCUCCUUG
This is a messenger RNA of Juglans microcarpa x Juglans regia, 1066 nucleotides long. RefSeq lists its product as uncharacterized. The transcript has 2 exons. The record is from RefSeq and is a predicted model, not a curated record. NCBI's taxonomy places the organism in Eukaryota, Viridiplantae, Streptophyta, Magnoliopsida, Fagales, Juglandaceae. Bases 146 to 847 code for a protein of 233 amino acids. Gene Ontology annotation, molecular function: protein binding.